Caenorhabditis angaria is the source of this 1052-nucleotide messenger RNA. Lineage: Eukaryota; Metazoa; Nematoda; Chromadorea; Rhabditida; Rhabditidae. The record is from the annotation of a GenBank genome assembly.
AUGGCCUCGUUGACCCGCGCCAUUACACGUUUGGCUGUCCAAACCGGACGCGGAGCCGUCCGCUCCAUCGCCACAACCACUCCAGUCUCUGGACACAGCGACGAUAUUAUGGAGAAAUGGCCAGCUGAUAGUGAGUUUUGCACGUUCAUUGUUGUUUCAAAUACAAAAAAAUGUUUCAGAGUUCGACAACCAUUUCAUCACUUAUCUUAACCGACCAGAAAUUGAUGGAUGGGAGGUCAGAAAGGGUUAGUUUUUUUUCGAAAAUCGUAGUAAUGCAUAAAAGAAUGAUUGGUUUUCAGCUCUUACCGAAUUGCACGACUAUGACGUCAUCCCAGACCCAAAAGUCGUUGAAGCUGCACUUCGCGCUUGCCGUCGAGUCAAUGAUUACGCUUUGACUAUUAGAUUCCUCGAAGCUAUCAAGAUCAAGUGCGGAUCACAAAAGAACCGUGAUGCUAUCUAUGGAUACAUUGUUCAACAAAUCAAACCAGUUUUGGAUGAACUCGGUAUUUCAACUCCAGAAGAACUCGGUUACGAUAAGCCAGAAUUCUUUAUUCCACAACCAGAAUUCUGGUGGGAGAAGAGAUGGUUCGUUUUUUUGCAAUGUUUUGAUCUGAGAUUAGGGUGGAGACUUUAACAUUAUUUCAUUGGGAAAAAAAUUCCUAAUCGAAAAAGUUCUGACAUUUAGGAUUUUGAAAAAAAAAAUGUUUUUCAAUAAAAAUAUCGAUUUUAAAUUUCAAAGUACGUGACCUGAAACGUGCAAAUUUAGAAAUCAUUACUUAUGAACUGUUACAUUUUAAUUUUUGAGCAUUUUUGCACAGACCAAAAACUAUUUUUCCAUUUUUUCUUCAAAAAUCACAGUUCAUAUUCGUUCGAAAUUUUCAAGUUCAUAAAUAUAUUAUUUGUUUUUCUUCUUUCAAAAUUAGUUUCCUGAGUCUCGCCCAAUUUUCGACAAAAUAAUUAUUCUGUACUUUUCCAUACUCAAACAUCUAAAAAUGUGUUUUUUUAGGUACAAGGAUUACGGAUUCGACAAACUUCCAAACUAUCAAUUCUAA